UAAGAAUAGAGCAUGGAUUUCUUGUCCAUUCGCGUGGAAAGAAUCGUACCGAUCUUACUUGACACGCCGGCUGGAAGUGGUCAUCUAUACAGAGGUGCCGAAGAAGAAGCAAGUGCUGAUGUGAGUUGGCACACCCUUCCUCUCCGCCUCAGAAUCCAAUAAGUACCGACUCGCAUUACACCAUGCUGCUCGCACUCUCCACCUUGCACCACGCGAUGCACGACGACCUGGAUUUCGACCGGCUCAAGAUCGACGACGACUUUUGGCGCCGCCUCCUCGCACUUGACGCCGACCUCGAGACCAAGAAGCGCCACGAGUGCAGCUUUUGUGGGAAGCGCUGCAAGUGCAACUCGGAGCUCGUGCAUCACAUGCGCACGCACACGCAAGAGAAGCCGUUUGUGUGCUCGUUCGAAGGCUGCAACAAGCGCUUUACGCAGAGCUCCAACUGCACCGCGCACAUUCGGUCGGCGCAUUACGGCGUCAAAGCAUACGCGUGCACGUUUCCCGGCUGCUCGAAGCGCUACUCGCACAGUACGUCGCUCAAAGAGCACUCGUACACGCACACGGGAAAUCGUCCGUUCGUCUGCGAUGUCUGCGGCAAAGGCUUUGGCCAAAAGGUCAAUUUGAUCCGCCAUCUGAAGACCCACAAGACCAAGACCACCAACGCAAUUGUUUAG
Molecule: messenger RNA, 677 nt
Organism: Saprolegnia parasitica CBS 223.65
Lineage: Eukaryota; Oomycota; Saprolegniomycetes; Saprolegniales; Saprolegniaceae
Exons: 2
Coding region: 183-677 (164 amino acids)
Biological process (GO): regulation of transcription by RNA polymerase II
Cellular component (GO): nucleus
Molecular function (GO): DNA-binding transcription factor activity, RNA polymerase II-specific; RNA polymerase II cis-regulatory region sequence-specific DNA binding
Source: RefSeq, a predicted model, not a curated record